AUGAUUCAUAAUAAGGGCCGGCCAGGUGGUGAAAAUGAGCAGGGAGUCUCGCUGCGGAAAGUCUUCUCUACUUCUAAAGUGAGCGUAAGCUUAAACUCAGUCAAUCACCACUUAUUAAUUUGGGCAGACUGCCUUGAAGACACGCGGGCUCUCUGCGUGGAGAAACGUUGCUGCUGUUACUGCAAAAUGAGGGCGCUGUGUUUGAACUUUGCCAUCACCUGUCUGUGGCUUCUCCCUUCAGCGGUCCAAGAAACAGCCAAGCCCUUGGAGUUUCAGAGCCAACAAUGGAGAGAGGAAGAAGGAGUCGCAGGAGAUACUGUGGGAGCUGAUUUGAAAGUUAAACAUAUCUUCAAAGACCUACAGAUCAUCUCCACCAAACAAAAAACACCUGCUUACGGCUCUCUCGGCCCGUACGGAUGGCCACAGAACUUUUCCCAAGCCCUUGAUCAGUAUCUGUACCGCCCCCCUCCUAAAUCCAAACCGGCGGCAAAAACUUCCCCAAAGACCAAGAAGAUCCUGGGCUGGGGCAAUUUUUACUUUAACGUGAAAACAGUGAAGUUCAGCCUCCUGGUGACGGGGAAAAUCGUUGACCACAUCAACGGCACAUUCAGCGUCUACUUCCGCCACAACUCGUCCCGUCUGGGGAACAUAUCCGUCAGCAUCGUCCCACCCUCCAAAGCGGUAGGAUGGGAGGUUUUGGAUCCAGCGGCUCAGGGCGUUCACACCAAAGCCUUGGUCUUGGUUCCAGAUCUGACCUCCCAGUUCCAGAGCCCACCUCAGUCCACCAGCUCUACUCCUCCCGACCAUCAGAAGCUGCAGCAGGACAUGAUGAUGGUGACCGAACUCAACUGCCGGAUCGAAUACCAGAGAACCAACCGGUCCAAGAAGACCAAGCCCUGCAUGUAUGACCCGGGGCAGACCUGCUACUCAGAAAACACCCAGUCCCAAGCAGCCUGGAUCUGCGCCAAACCGUUUAAGGUUAUCUGCAUCUUCAUCGCUUUCACCGGCACCGACUACAGGCUGGUGCAGAAAGUCUGUCCGGACCACAAUUUUCAGACAGAGCAAAACCAGCAGCACUUCGGAUGAUCAAUUCUGAGAUAUCAUACAC
Molecule: messenger RNA, 1108 nt
Organism: Anarrhichthys ocellatus (wolf-eel)
Lineage: Eukaryota; Metazoa; Chordata; Actinopteri; Perciformes; Anarhichadidae
Product: neurexophilin-2-like
Exons: 3
Coding region: 1-1086 (361 amino acids)
Molecular function (GO): signaling receptor binding
Source: RefSeq, a predicted model, not a curated record